Messenger RNA from Micromonas pusilla CCMP1545, 1572 nucleotides. RefSeq names its product major facilitator superfamily. The transcript has 2 exons. Gene Ontology annotation, cellular component: membrane. The record is from RefSeq and is a predicted model, not a curated record. Gene Ontology annotation, biological process: transmembrane transport. Bases 1 to 1572 code for a protein of 523 amino acids. Gene Ontology annotation, molecular function: transmembrane transporter activity. Lineage: Eukaryota; Viridiplantae; Chlorophyta; Mamiellophyceae; Mamiellales; Mamiellaceae.
AUGGCGCGCGUCGUCUCGAAGCGCCCGCGCGACCGAUCUCUGUUCGCCUCCCCGCUCGCGGAGUGCGCGGACCCCACGAGCUUCCUCCUCCUCUGCGCCGCGGUGUUUUGCAUCUUCGCCGAUCAAAACCUGCUCGCCCCGAACCUCUCCGCGAUCGCGGACGACCUCGGGUUCGACGAGCGCGAGCGCGACGCGAAGCUCGGCGGACAAAUCUCCGUCGCAUUCUUCCUCCUCGGCCUCCCCGCGUGCCUCGUCAUCGGCGUGCUGACCGACGUCGCGCGUCGCAAAGACCUGCUCGUGAUGACCGUCGUCCUCGGUCAGGGGCCGUGCGCGCUCGCGGGGUUCGUGACGUCGUUUUGGCAGCUCUUCGUCCUUCGCGCGCUGACCGGCGUCGCCGUCGGCGGCGCGCUCCCGCUCGCGUUCUCCAUCGCGGGCGACCUGUUCCCGCCCACGGCGCGAUCGCACGCGUCCGGGACGGUCGGCCUCGUCAUGCACGCGGGCGUGAUCUUUGGGCAGGGCGUGAGCGGGUACGCGGGUCCGAUUUUCGGGUGGCGCGCGCCGUUCGUCCUCGUCGCGAUCCCGGGGCUGUGCGUCGCGUGGUUGGUGGAUAAAUACGCGGUGGAACCGAGGCGCGGGGGCAGCGACGGCGGAGGCGCGAGCCCGAGCGCGAGUCCGGGCGGCGGCGGCACGGCGACGCGACUGGCGAGGGAGUGGAUCCGGAAGUCCGCGAACGUGUGGCGGCGACGGACGAACGCGCUUGGGUUCACGCAGGGGAUCCCCGGGACGGUGCCGUGGAGCGUGAUCAACGUCUUCAUGAACGAUUACCUCGCGAAUGAGAAGGGGUUAGGCGUGCAGCUGGCGACGACGCUCAUGAUGACGUUUUCGGCGGGUUGCGCGUUCGGGACGAUACUCGGGGGGUGGCUCGGGCAACGGCUGUACAACGAGCGCGGGUGGUACAUGACCGCCGCGAUGGGCGCCUUCGCGGUCGCGGGCAUCUUUCCGUGGCUUUAUCUGAUCGAGUCGAACGACUACGCGCCGUUCGACGCGCGAAGGUUCGGGUUCAAGCUGAUCGUGGCGUUCGUCGGAGGGAACCUCGCGGCGGUCACGGGCGUCAACGUGCGCGCGAUGGCGGUCAACGUGAACCCGCCGUACGAGCGCGGGACCGCGUUCUCGUGGUUCAACCUGACGGACGACCUCGGGAAAGGGUUCGGGCCGGUCAUGUCCGCGGCGUUGAUCGCGUGGCUUGGACGCGAGGCCGCGUUUAAGCUCGGGAUUUGUUUCUGGUUGCCGUGCGGCGUCAUGUGCGCGGCGUGCGGAUGGAGCAUGAGGUGCGUCGUACUUCCGGAAGUACUUCCAUACAGUAUAGACUACACCGCAGUCACACGUUUUUCACCCAUCCCCCGGUUUCAACAGUACGCGCACGCGUACGUCGCAGAUCGCGACCCCUUUCGACUGACCGAAGAACGUCGCCCUCCAUCGUCAGCGCGGACGAGGCGAGGACGAAGGCGGAGGUUGAGCUGUACGGACCCGCGGGGGAUCGCGAGCUCGACUUCGAGGCGAGGGUGCCGUUGA